AUACAGGCUGCAAGGCACACGUCCAAAGAGCUGGCUGGGGAGACACUAAAUCAGUCCCGGACCGGCUCCCGGCCAGACUGGGUUCUGCCCUCCCUGGCCCCACCCCCACGAACCGCGAAAUCCGAGGGCCCGCCGCAUGCACCUUCCUGGUCCGGGUUCUGUGCAGGCACCACUGUGAUCGAUCGGUGCGCAGCCCAGGCAACGCAGACAGAAAUCGAUCAGACCCUUGCCGCGGCCGCCGAGGGCACGUGACGAGGCCGCAGCCCGCUGGCUCCGGCGCCGCGCGGGGACCGACUGCGGCGCGCUGCGGCAGAGCGCGGGCGGCGCUGCGGGCCCGGGGCUCGGGAGGCGCUGCUGGCCCGGCCCGCCCGCGGCGGCGUCACGAGGGGCGGGGCGGAGGCGCGCCGGGAAGUUGCGCCCGCGGAGUUGCAGCCUCGUAAGUAACCGCAGGCCGGUGGGAGGGGCGGCUCGCCGCGCGCCCUUCCUGAGCUCCCCGAGUCCGAGGAGGUGCGCCCUCGCUCUCGGAGUGGCCCCAAGGGCUCCGCUCGAGGGACGCUCGGCGCCCUGGAAACUAGCUUUUUCCCCCUCCUUGCGACAAGCGGAGACCCUAAGGCGAGGACUCGAGGGGAGGGCGUGGCGGGCCCAGGGUCCCCUGCUGGUCGUAGACCCGGCGGGCCCUCGGUGCCUUCGGUACACUGCUGGGGACACCGAGGAAGCCGGCAAGGGGUGGUAAGGUUGCUCCUCCUCGAUUCUGACUCUCACCGACCGACCGACGGCUGCGCCAUGUCCAGAGGCCCAGGAUCCACGGUCCUGCCGCCGUCCCCGGGGUUCCGGAAGCCGGCUCCCCGGAGCCUCAGCUGCCUCUCCGACCUGGACGGAGGCGCGGCCCGGGAGCCGCGGCCCUGUAGGCCCCCGGGGAGCCCAGGCCGGGCGCCAGUGGCGCCCGCGCCAUCGGGCUGCGACCCCCAGCUGCGGCCCAUCAUCCUGAGGCGAGCGCGCUCGCUGCCCAGCUCCCCAGAGCGCCGACCCAAGGCCGCUGGCGCGCCGGGCGCUGCGUGUCGUCCGGGCUGCAGCCGGCAGCUCCGUGUGCGCUUCGCAGACGCACUGGGCCUGGAGCUGGCUCAGGUCAAGGUGUUUAACGCGGGAGAUGACCCGUCGGUGCCGCUGCACGUGCUGUCACGCCUCGCCAUCAACUCAGAUCUGUGCUGCAGCAGCCAGGACCUGGAGUUCACCCUGAGGUGCCUGGUGCCUGAUUUCCCACCGCCUGUCGAGGCCGCGGACUUCGGCGAGCGUCUGCAGCGCCAGCUUGUGUGCCUGGAGAGGGUCACCUGCUCGGACCUGGGCAUCAGCGGUACGGUGCGCGUGCGCAACGUGGCCUUCGAGAAGCAGGUGGCAGUGCGCUACACCUUCUCCAGCUGGCGCACUGCGCAUGAAGCGGUGGCGCGGUGGCGUGGGCCUGCGGGCCCCGAAGGCACCGAGGACGUCUUCGCCUUCGGUUUUCCGGUGCCACCCUUCCUGCUAGAGCUCGGAUCACGUGUGCACUUCGCCCUUCGCUACCGAGUGGCUGGUGCCGAGUACUGGGACAACAACAACAGCCGUGACUACAGCCUCACGUGUCGCAACCACUCUCUGCACAUGCCUCGUGGGGAGUGCGAAGAGAGUUGGAUCCACUUCAUCUGAGCUGCGGUCCGAGUGCCUGGAGCUCCAAGGUGCUGACCUGUAGGUCUUUCCUGGCAGGGUGCUCACUUCUGGGCGGGUUCACCUACCCUGCCGCUCCCCCAAGUUCUGAACUCGUUUUCUUUGCAAGAUCCCCUGACAGUGGCUCUUCCUGUCUUCUACAUGAAAUUUCUGUGUCACCUUGUCUAAUAAGUAGCCUCACGUAGCCAGAAAGACAAGUCGGUUGUGGAGUGUGUUGGGGGGCAGGUGCAUGGGAAUGUUUGCCUCUUUGGAGAGGACCCAGGCCCUGUUUUGGGGAAAGACCCAUCUCCUGCUAGGAAGGCCUUUUGCAUGUGUCCCGAAUGUAUCUCUGUAAACUAGCUGUUAUUUAUUAUUGUAAUGUUGGGACCUUAGGCCCAUAGCGGAUACCUUCUCAGGAAUAUUCUGAAUAUAAGCUUAAAGUCAUGUUGUGUGUUUUUGACCAUUGUAAACAAAAUGUGCAGUGUGACCUGCAUUAUGGUCCCUCAAGGCAUUCCUGCCCUGGGACAAGGAAAACCUGAGACCUCAUUUGCUUGCCAAUGCCUGUAGCCUUCUAGCAGUGGAAACUAUUAAUAGGCACAGAGACCUCUGCCUCGCCAGCCAUCCCGCAGCCUUUCUGGGGCUCUGGGCUGUCUCCCCUACAUCAGCAGCUGAGAAGAGAAUGCUUAGGAUGUUUCAGCUGGCAACAGCCCUUUCUCUGCAGUCACUCCUCGUGUCCGGAUUUCUCUUGUACUUGUUUGGUCACUGUGUCUGUGCACAUUAUUGGGUCAUCCUGUUUGGGUGUGAAACUACCUAAACAUUUUAAGAAAUCUUGCCUUAAGUUAUUUCAAUUUUCAGGUGACUAUAGAAUUUCAAGCAGUGUGCCCUUUGUAAUUAACCUUUCUGACAAUUAAGGUGACUUUUUAAUUUCCUCUUAAGGAUCAGAAAAUUCCAGGAUUUGUCUUUUGUAAGUUCAUGUGGACUUAGCAAGUGGAACUAGAAGGUGUUUUCAGCAUUAGCUAAAGCCCUGGAGGAAAAAUAAUUCACAAAUUUUUUAUUCUAAAUUGUUUUAAAUUGUACUUAUAGGUCAGGUUUUUUCAGCUACCUGCAACUUUAUUCUUUGUGCCUUCAGAUAGGAGAAAUUUUAACAUUUUCUGGGCUUGUUUCCCAGUUUUUAAAUGUUAAAUGCUUAAAAACACACACACACACACACCACUAACCAGGCAGUCAAGACCACUGCUCCAGUGUUACUUAAUGUUCCCAUUAAGAGGCUGAUGAGUUCUUUCGGUGCUGAGUGGUGGUCUCUCUGACAGCAGGUGCUAGAACUGAUGCAUGAAAAACCAGCUGAGAUGUCAGAACCCCCAAGAUGGGACAUUUGUCUAUGAUGCAGCUGAAGCCAAUGGGGUUGAUUUUUACGAUGGCUGUGUCACCCACCGGGAGUGAAGUUUUCCAGUGCCUGUUAACAUUUGUAUAAUCAGUACUGAAAAGAUGCAUUUUGCCUUUUAACCAGUUUGCUUUUGAUAACUGCAACCUCUGUUUUUAACGUUCCAAGAACAUAAAUGACUUUAUUUGAUAACUUUCGAUCCAGGAACACCAAAUCUUGAUUUAAAAUAUGGUGAUUAAAUUGCACAGCCUUUGCCCGUUAGGGCUGUGAACUACAUUGGCAUGAGAGAGAGAGAGAGAGAGAGAGAGAGAGAGAGAGAGAGAGAAGCCUGGUUGCAGUCCUGCUGCUUAACAAACUGUCCAAUUAGGUCAACAAGUGUUUGAGGGCCUUGGCUGCUCUCCCCAUGACCCCAGCCCAGAGUGCAAGACAAUUGUCCCUACUAUUCAGGUACAGGUUAGAGCUGCCAAAUGUGUUGUUUAAAGGCAUGAAGAGCAUCUUUCAUCUAUGUGAAAGUCACUUGCCAGGAAGGUUCUGGUUGUAGUAUAAAGAGUAAUGGCAUAUCAUCAAAAUUAAAAGAACCUCAAUGUGCCUUUUAAAAAAGCAACGUUUUGAAACUUAGAAGCUUAAAUAGACUUACCUGGUGGACAGAGAAGUUUUAAGACAGCUCAUGAGUUUUCAGACCUAACACAAAGCUCUAUUGCUUAGAUGUUAAAAGCUUGUAGUGGAUUGUGCAAUUGUUGGGUUGUCUCCCCAAGCAUAUUUUAUUGUAAUUCAUUGAAAAUGAUUUUACUGAAGCAUAAGCAUUAAAGUAUAUGUGCA
Molecule: messenger RNA, 3877 nt
Organism: Sciurus carolinensis (gray squirrel)
Lineage: Eukaryota; Metazoa; Chordata; Mammalia; Rodentia; Sciuridae
Gene: Ppp1r3d
Product: protein phosphatase 1 regulatory subunit 3D
Exons: 1
Coding region: 784-1680 (298 amino acids)
Biological process (GO): regulation of glycogen biosynthetic process
Cellular component (GO): protein phosphatase type 1 complex
Molecular function (GO): protein phosphatase 1 binding; glycogen binding
Source: RefSeq, a predicted model, not a curated record